GGCCAAUGUAAAAUAACUCCCUCAGUGUAUCGGGUUUGAGAAUAACAUAACGUCCAGUGCGCUCCAAUCUUUUUUUGCUUAUUGUAUCUAAUUUAUUGUAUCUUUUGGUGAACAGAGCAUUUUGAUACCUCUUCUCAAGUCAUGGACGUCCCUGUUUAGAUUUAUCUGGCGCUCUACAUUUUGCCCUGGAACAGGAACUUGUAUUCACACUUUUUUCACCUUCUAUUUUCCAAGAAUGGCGGCAAAUGAGGGAGAUGAGGCUACUGUUUCUUUGGUAGAUGUUUUGGAAGAAGAUGAAGAGUUGGAGAAUGAGGCAUCUGCUGUUUUAGCUGGUAGUGAUUCUGAGAAGUGUUCCUAUCCCGAGGGCUAUGUGAAGCGACAAGCCCUCUAUGCCUGCAGCACCUGCACACCAAAGGGGGGCCAGCCAGCCGGAGUCUGCCUGGCCUGCUCCUACAAAUGCCAUGAAGGCCAUGACCUGUUUGAGCUCUACACCAAAAGGAAUUUCCGCUGUGACUGUGGAAACGGCAAGUUUGAAGAGAUGAGGUGCAAGUUAUACUCAGACAAGGAUCAGUUGAACACGGAGAACAAAUACAGCCACAAUUUUUUUGGUCUGUAUUGCACCUGUAACAGGCCAUAUCCAGACCCAGAAGACCCGGUUGAAGAUGAGAUGAUACAGUGCAUUGUCUGUGAGGACUGGCUUCAUGGCAGGCACUUGGGUUGCCCUGUGCCAGAGUGUGUGGAGCUCCAGGAGAUGGUGUGUGAGUCCUGCAUGAACAAUGCUCCUUUCCUGUGGACCUACGCCACCCAUCUGGCAGUGCCCGCUGCGACCAAAGCCAGCCCCUGCAAAGCAGAAUGGGAGGUGACGAAUGAAGAGGGGGACCGUGAGGAGGGCAAGAACACAACAGAGGAGGCCUCCACGAGCCUCAAUGACCAGGGUGAAGAGAAGGUCAAAUCCAAUGGGGUGCCAGGCUGCAAAAGGAGGCACCAGGAGAUGGAGGGAGGCUCGCCUCCCUCCAAAGAGUGCAGGCUCAAGGAGCUGGGGGGCACAGGUACAGAGAGAGCAGAGUUUGGAGCUGUAUUCUGGCCCUCAGCCUGGAGAACCAAACUCUGUUCCUGUGUCAGCUGCAAGAAAUCCUACGCUGAAGCUGGUAUGUCCUUUCUCCUGGAUGAGUCGGACACGGUCUUAGCCUACGAGAAUAAAGGAAAGACCACAGAACAGGAGCAGGCGGGGACUGCCGAGGGUCGCGACCCCCUGAUGUCGGCCCUUAAUACUCUGGGCCGGGUUCAGCAGCUGGAGAUAAUCCACGGGUACAAUGACAUGAAGACUGAGCUGAAGGAUUUCCUGCAGAGAUUUGCUGCAGAAGGAAAGGUGGUGACUCCCGAGGACAUCCGUCAGUUCUUCCAACAGCAGCAGAACCGCAAGAGACGACGGGCCAACGCGGGCCAGUACUACUGCAGCUGAGCAGUCUCCAUUCAGACAACUCCCGGUCUCCCCCUCUCCACAUUUCCCCAACACCUGUCAGUAUAGUUGUAUUCCUUUUUCUUCUUCCCACUGAAUGUCAUUGCCUUGCGUCCAAUAUCAUCUUCUAGUACAACUCCUCAGACGUUUUGUUUAAACAAAUAAAAAUGCAGUUUAAAAAAAAAAGGUAUUUUGAACAUUGUAUGAGCUUUUGCGUUAUCUUGUUCUGGGCAGUAUGCUUUGUUGUACUGUACUCGGGGCUCUGCAAUGUGAUUUGUCUUUUGAGGCUAAGCAGGUUAAUGAACUGGCAUUUGGUUGAUGUGGAUGAUACUUUGGUUAUCUUUUUCUAGAGGAAAUUGUUAGUCUAUCAUUGCUCUCCCUCAAACAAUUUUUGUUAAAACUGGAGAGAAAGCCUAAGUUUAGUUUGCCUGAUAGCAAGUGUUCCAGACAACAGACAGAGCAGUGACCCCAGUUUAUGGUGACCCCUUGACCUUUUAUUUACCUUUUUAUUUUAAUAAACAUCAAUGGAUUUGCUCUUAAAACUCUGGUUAAGCUGGUCAUCGUUCCCACAACAUGCUUUCUUUCAACUCAUUCCUUUGACAAUUUAUAAUUUUGUAUUUGUCCUUAGUUGCAAUUUCCUUAGUGCUGUUUGUAGAUUGCAUGAUUGCAGAACCCUGGCCCAUUAGUACGGUUUGUAUUUUAAAGGACCACGUUAAAUGUUACCAUGUUCCUUUUUAAUGUUCACUCUAAGAAAUAAAGCUAUGAAUAAUGUAAA
Molecule: messenger RNA, 2234 nt
Organism: Salvelinus sp. IW2-2015
Lineage: Eukaryota; Metazoa; Chordata; Actinopteri; Salmoniformes; Salmonidae
Gene: ubr7
Product: ubiquitin protein ligase E3 component n-recognin 7
Cellular component (GO): cytoplasm
Molecular function (GO): zinc ion binding; ubiquitin protein ligase activity
Source: RefSeq, a predicted model, not a curated record